Messenger RNA from Juglans microcarpa x Juglans regia, 3235 nucleotides. Its product is annotated as pentatricopeptide repeat-containing protein At4g30825, chloroplastic. Gene Ontology annotation, molecular function: protein binding. The record is from RefSeq and is a predicted model, not a curated record. NCBI's taxonomy places the organism in Eukaryota, Viridiplantae, Streptophyta, Magnoliopsida, Fagales, Juglandaceae.
GUUCGCAGGGUAUUUAAGAGCAUGGAAAGGAAAAGAAAAAAAAUAAAAAUAAAAAUCAAAUCUUGUAGCGGUUGCUUUCCUCCACUGCUUCAACCUCCAUUAUCUCUAACCUCGAAGGUAUGCCUAAACAUCACACAAACGCUCUCUCUCUCUCUCUCUCUUUGACAAACAUUCUCAAACUGUGACUUGCACUUUCAUUUGCGGUCCCUGAAUUUUACAUUUCCAGAACAAACUGAUUGAUGCACGGAACUUUUUAGAGAGUAGGUCGCUGUGAAUCAUGGCCUUGCUUAAGCUUUCCAUUUCUUUGGAUACAUUUGAUUCAAAGAAGUUCAAUGUAAGUCCCGCUCAACCGUCGAAUUGGUGCUCGGUGUAUUCUAUCUUUAGUUACAUUCAUGUAAGUAGAGCUUGUGCGAGUUCAAUCAAUCCAUUGAAUAGGAAGCAGAUUAAUGUCUCUCGAUUCAACAUUGAAUUGCCUGAGAUUUCCGAUUCUAAUCAAGCUAACAAGGACAUUGUUUUGUCUUCAACUAAAGGUUUGGUAAAUGAGAGCGUGAUUGAGCAAAAGCCGGAUUUUAAACACAAAGUUGGAAAAAGGUUUCUGGGUUCAAAGAAGGUUAAAAGGGAAGUGGGGUUGGAGUUUAGGUUCGGAAGGAAUGAUACAGACAGAGAAAUAGAGAACUUAUUUGUGGGUGAUGGUGAAUUAGAUGUUGACUACUCUGCUAUUGGGUCUGACUUGAGCUUGGAGCAUUGUAAUGCCAUUUUGAAACGGCUCGAGAAGUGUUGUGAUAGCAAAACUAUGGUUUUCUUCGAGUGGAUGAGAAGCAAUGGAAAGUUAGAGCAGAAUAUGAGUGCUCAUAAUAUAGUUCUUCGGGUACUGGGUAGAAGAGAAGAUUGGGAUGCAGCAGAGGCCAUGGCGGGUUUAAGUAUUAAAUUGGCUGGUGAAUUGGACUGCCGGGUUUUUAAUACGGUCAUAUAUUCAUUUUGUAAACUAGGGCGAGCAGAGUUGGGUGCAAAGUGGUUUGGUAUGAUGCUAGAGAAUGGGGUUCGGCCUAAUGUUGCUACUUUUGGGAUGCUCAUGGGACUUUACCAGAAGGGUUGGAAUGUUGAAGAGGCAGAGUUUACUUUCCGCCAAAUGAGAAAUUUUGGAAUUGUAUGCGAGUCAGCAUACUCAGCAAUGAUCACAAUUUUUACCCGUUUGAAUUUGUACGACAAAGCAGAAGAGGUUAUUGACUUGAUGACAGAAGAUCAAGUGGUUUUAAACUUGGAAAAUUGGUUGGUGAUGCUGAAUACGUUUAGUCAGCAAGGUAAACUAGAGAAAGCUGAACUCGCCUUAUCUUCGAUGCAUGGAGCAGGGUUUCCCCCAAAUAUUGUAGCAUACAAUACAUUGAUAACGGGGUAUGGGAAGAUAAACAAUAUGGAUGCUGCUAAACGCAUUUUUCUGAGCAUCGAGGAAAUUGGAUUAGAUCCUGAUGAAACCACCUACCGAUCCAUGAUUGAAGGUUGGGGUCGUGUAGACAAUUAUAAGGAGGCAUACUGGUACUAUAAGGAGCUUAAGCGAUUGGGAUACAAGCCGAACUCAUCUAACUUGUACACACUAAUAAACUUGCAAGCCAGACAUGAGGAUGAAGAGGGUGCUGUUAGAACUCUCGAUGAUAUGUUGAAGAUGGGAUGCCAAUGUUCGACCAUCCUUGGAACUCUUUUGCAGGCAUAUGAGAGGGCAGGAAGGAUUGAUAAAGUGGCACAGAUUUUGAACGGUCCUUUGUAUCAACACAUUCUUGUUAACCAGACAUCUUGCUCCAUUUUGGUUGCUGCAUAUGUGAAACACUGCUUGGUCGAUGAUGCUAUAAGAGUGUUGGAGGAAAAAGUCUGGAAGGAUUUACCUUUUGAAAAUAACUUGUAUCAUUUGUUGAUUUGCUCAUGCAAAGAGUUGGGUCAGCUUGAGCAGGCUGUUAAGAUAUACACUCAAAUGCCUAAACAUGAUGACAAGCCGAACUUGCACAUUUCAUGCACAAUGAUUGACAUUUACAGUGUCAUGGGUCUGUUCCCAGAAGCUGAGAAAAUUUAUCUGAAGUUGAAAUCUUCAGGAGUUGCCCUGGACAUGAUUGCUUUCAGCAUUGUUGUAAGAAUGUAUAUUAAAGCUGGAUCUUUGAGAAAUGCGUGCGCUGUUUUAGACAUUUUGGACAAGCAGAGGGACAUUGUCCCAGAUGUGUACCUGCUGCGUGAUAUGCUCCGAAUAUAUCAGAGAUGUGGCAUGCUGGAGAAAUUAGCUGAUCUAUACCAUAAAAUCAUGAAGAUUGGAAUGACUUGGGAUCAGGAAAUGUACAAUUGUGUGAUAAACUGCUGCUCUCGUGCUCUCCCAGUUGAUGAGCUUUCCAGGCUUUUUGAUGAAAUGCUUCAGCGUGGGUUUUCUCCUAAUACGAUUACCGUCAAUGUCAUGCUUGAUGUUUAUGGAAAAUCCAAGCUUUUCACGAAAGCUAAAAGGUUGUUCUGGGUGGCCCAAAAACGAGGAUUGAUAGAUGUGAUCUCGUACAAUACUGUUAUAGCUGCAUAUGGCCAAAAUAAAAAAUUCAAAAACAUGUCAUCAAUGGUUCGAAAGAUGCAAUUUAAUGGCUUUUCAGUUUCCCUUGAGGCCUACAAUUGCCUGUUAGAUGCUUAUGGGAAAGAUAAGCAGAUGGAGACAUUUCGAAGCAUCUUGCAGUUAAUGAAGGAAUCAAAUUGUGCUUCUGACCACUACACAUAUAAUAUAAUGAUCAAUAUUUAUGGAGAGCAAGGAUGGAUUGAUGAAGUUGCUGGUGUACUCACAGAAUUGAAAGAGCAUGGACUUGGACCUGAUUUGUGCAGCUACAACACAUUGAUCAAGGCAUAUGGAAUUGCAGGAAUGGUUGAAGACGCUGUAUGUUUGGUCAAGGAAAUGAGAGAAAAUGGGAUAGAACCAGAUAAGAUAACAUACAUCAAUCUGAUAAGUGCACUGCAGAAGAAUGAUAAGUUUUUGGAGGCUGUUAAGUGGUCCUUGUGGAUGAAGCAGAUGGGUUGGUGACAAAGUUGAUUGAUUGGGUCUCUUGUUUUUUAAGCCUAUUUAUACCUGAAAACAGCCUGAGCCCAGUGCUUUCCAGUUACUUCUUAAACAGAACUCAGACUUUUGCUGCCUAUGGCUGAAUGAUUUUGCUGAUUCUUGCAUGAAGCAAUUCUUAAUGUUCAGGAAGCAUUUCUGCUGAUAAUAUAGUUUCAACAAAUAUGC